Molecule: messenger RNA, 7105 nt
Organism: Bicyclus anynana (squinting bush brown)
Lineage: Eukaryota; Metazoa; Arthropoda; Insecta; Lepidoptera; Nymphalidae
Product: TAR DNA-binding protein 43-like
Exons: 1
Coding region: 225-1457 (410 amino acids)
Biological process (GO): regulation of gene expression
Cellular component (GO): nucleoplasm
Molecular function (GO): RNA binding
Source: RefSeq, a predicted model, not a curated record
UAUGGCGAUCAAUGUGUAAACGUAAUUAAAUGAUCAAAAUUACUUGUGUUACGUAUGUUUUCAACAAUUUUAUCCAUCAGAUUUGCAAUGGGUUCUAGCUAACCCGUAGCUGACGUAUUUUAUAUUUUUAAGGUAUAAAAAUUGUACAGAAUUAUUAUUUAAGUGAAAGUAUCUGUGUUUAUUUUUAUUGUAUAUAUUUUAAUAUCGUUCAUGACUAAGAAAUAAUGUCCUUCGAGUACUUGCCCGUGGCUGAAGAUGAAAAUGAAGAACCCAUAGAACUUCCAAUCGAAGAAGAUGGUACGUUGAUGUUAACCACAGUAUCCGCGCAAUUUCCCAGCUGUUGUGGGCUCAAGUAUCGACAUCCCGAAACGAAAACGUUUAGAGGCAUUAGAUUAAGAGAUGGCAGGCUUUUCCCACCUCCAGAAGGUUGGGGUAAUCAUCUCUACAUUUGCAGUUUUCCAAAAGAAAACAAACGAAGAGUUGGUGAACAUUCAGAAACUUCGUCGUUGAAAAGUAAACGUAAUGAUAAUCUGUGCUCUGAUUUAAUCGUUUUGGGAUUGCCUUGGAAAGCAACUGAACAGACUGUACGUGAGUACUUUGAGAAGUUUGGCGAGGUAUUGAUGGCCCAGCUUAAGCGCGACCCCAAAACUGGCAUGUCUAAAGGUUUUGCUUUCAUCCGAUUUUCAUCAUAUACAACUCAAAUGAGAGUGUUAGCGCAAAGACAUAUGAUAGAUGGCCGUUGGUGCGAUGUGCGGAUACCCAACUCCAAAGAAGGGUCUCUUAACUCUAUGCCUUGUAAAGUUUUUGUUGGACGCUGUACAGAAGACCUGUCAGCCAAUGAUUUAAGAGAAUAUUUCUCACAAUUUGGAGAGGUCACUGAUGUUUUUAUUCCAAAGCCUUUUAGGGCUUUCAGCUUCAUAACAUUUUUGGAUCCUGAAGUUGCACAAAAUUUAUGUGGCCAAGAUCAUAUCAUAAAAGGAGUGUCAGUUAAUGUGUCAAAUGCAUCUCCAAAGCAAAACAAAAGUGGCUCUAACCAACGGAAUUUACCAAGCAGAAACUAUGAAGAGGGACACCCUCACAAUGCUACAAAUAAUAACUCGUGGAGUAGCCGUAAUAUGGAUAUGGUAAAUAUGCAAGCGUUGAGCUUAUCUGGACAACACGGCCAAUCAGCUGUGGCAGGUGGAGGUGGUCAGGGGCAAGGUGGCAGUAUGCCUCUCGGCAUGGGAGGCUUGCCAGUGAACCAGGCACUAGUGGCAGCAGCUUUAAACCAAGCUGGUUGGGGUUUGAUUAACAACAUACCUUCAGGAGGCUCUGAACAAGGAGCUUUUGCAGGCCCAGCGUCGUCUGCUCCCCCUGCUCCCCCAAACUUUCUUUCAUGGAUGCAACAAGGUAAUUCUGCACAGGGACCUUCUAGUCAGUGGGGCCAGAGACACCAAUCCCAAGGGCAUUCUGUUUGAUCCAGUGUCUGAUUUGAUAAGCUCACAAUAAUCUCUGUGAUUGUAGCAACAAUUAGAUAAUUAUUUGUCUUAACCUAUAAUACAAAUGGGUUGUUCUGUUGGUGAAGAGUGGUUUGCUACUGAUGUUAUUAAUUUAUUAUGAAUUGCUUGUGUUUUGUUGUUUUUUUUUAAUAUUAUUUCAAUAUUAUGCUGUUAAAUGUUUGGAUACAUUUGAAGCAGUAGCAAGGUGUAUAUGUAAUAUAUUAUUGUUGGUGUGCUUUUCUUUAAUAAAAUUGACUGUAAAUAAUAUUUAACCCACUAACUAUUUAAAAAACUAAAAUUGCAAUAUUUUUUGCUUUACAGUACUUUAACACUGAAUUUGAGCUGUUGUUUGGCUAUAUUUAUAUUUAAUCAAAAAUCACUUGAACGUUUUCUGACUUCAACAAAAUCUAGUAAUAAUAUCAGCAUCAAGUUUUGACUAUUCAUUAUACUCACCAUCUGUUGUUUUAAGCCGCCUACGGCUGAUAUUUUAAUUGAUUAUUGUCAGUAGCUGCUGUAAUAAAUAAUCAAGCAUGCAUCCAUUUACUACAAAAGUUAAAUAUUAUUAUCUUUUUGGAAAUUUUUAUUGAAUUGGUAUAAAUUAUAUACAAAUAUCAUAGCAAUCCAUUUAUAUUUCAAGUGUUAAGUUUAUUUUUGAGUAUGUGUUUAUAACUUCUGAUGUUUUUAUUUUUUGUCAUAUUAAUUUUUAGAUACAUGUAUGUGAUUGUGAAUAAUAGAUAAUUUUAUACCUUAUAAAGUCAAGCUAUAAGCCUAAUUAUAAACUCUAUGGUGUUUCGAAGGGUAAGUAAGGUAAAGGGCCUCUUCUUAGGUUCCCAUCAUAUUAUGUGCCAUACUACAUGAUACUACAUGGUAGUCCACACAUGAUGAAGAUCUUAAAUUAAAUCUUAAAGUAUGGCUUGAAAAGGCCCAGACAGGAAGACAUACUUAAUUAUUUCUGAUGUAGAAACAAGUGAGUUUGUAAUAUAAAAGUUUUAUGUAUGCUUUAUGUGACAUAAUGACCAAAUCAUUACUGUGAAAAUAUCUUUAUUUAGGUCCAAAAUUACCAAUAUGAAUUACUAAGAUGAAAGAUCAUUUUAGUAAGUCUUAAAUCUCAAAACUUACAUCUUUACUUACAGGUGAAAGAAAAUCUAUUACUUACAUACAUAACUACAUGUAUCUCUAAAUCUUACACCCCAAAUAAAUUUUAACUUUAAUAGAUUAAGUGUACUGUGCUUAUUAUGUACCUAUGUGUUUGUACAACAGAUUGUUGAAAAAUCAUACUUGUAUAGAGAAAGAUAGAGGUCUAUUGAUUGUUAUCAUUGUUUAUCAAAUAAUGUUGAUUAUUAUAAAUUUAUUAUGUGUGUUUCCCCAGGAUAUGUGCAAAUUUAUGGUAAAUGUCUAUUUUGACAAAAUAAAUGGCUAGAUAUUUUUGUGACUAAGCAAUGUGGAAUUGUUCUUUGGAUGGGUAAUCUAGUAGUAGAUAUAGUAAAUCCACUGGCAUAAUUAUAUAAUAAUAUGCAUGUACAUUAUGUAGAACAGAAAUGAUGUUGGUACAAAUUUUUAAGACUGUAAAUAACUUUCAGCAUGUAUUUAAUAAAAUAGAAUAUAAAAUGUCAAUAAAUAUUUUAACUAUUUGCUGCAAAGUUAUUGUAAAACUAAUUUGAUUUGUUUGUUGUGAUUCUUUGAAAGAAAAAAAUAAAAUUUAAUUCUGAGUUGUAUAUUAAUGGAGUGCCUCACCAAUUAGUGUGUAUAGUAAGUUAAUAACAAAAAUAUUGAAUUAUCGCAUAUUUAUAUUUAAUAUGCAGAUUUUAUUUAAUAUAAUAUGACAUUUAAAAUGUAAUAUUUUGACUAGGAUUGUGUAUAGAAAAUAUUUCUUAUGUCAAUUUAAAUGACUAGAAUUUGUCCAAUCAGUCAGUGGAUUUGUUAUUUACUUAUUUGUAUGCCUAAAUAGAAACUGAAUGUCUAUAUUGUAGAUAAUUAUGAUUUUAAUAAUCAUUUAAACAAAAUAUUUAUGCUUAUAACAUUUCAUUUACUCAUAAUAUAUGAAUAUUAAGAUACAUUUUAGACUAAAAACCAGCAAUAUACCUAGGUAUCUGAAUUUUACUAAAUCAGCUAUGUUUGAAAAAUUACAGUAUAAUUAUAAUUUAUUUUGACUAAAUACCUUCACAUUACAUUUUAUCCCAUUUCAAUGCAAAAAAAAGUAGUUAUCCACCAAUUUGUUUAUGGUUUUGCAGUUAGACUCUGUCUAAACAUCUAUAUUCGUAUUUUUUUAUUAGGGCAUGGUAUGUAGAACCCUCAUAGGGCGAGGAGGGCAACAUCGAAUGACGUGUGCGAGAGUUAAUAUUUGAAUGGAGAAGCCGAUUCAUCAAUCAAACAAUUAUUAUUAAACAUUGCUGGCAACUAAUCCUAAGAGAACAUGGGUCUUUUGCCUUUAUUUCAAUCCCUAAUAUACUCGUGUAUUGGUAUGCCAGAUGCUUCUUUAGCAAUACUAUGAUAAUAAUUGACUGACUUGACUAUGGUCGAAAAUAAAUUAUUGUAUUUAUAACUGGUAACACAGAGGCGACCGCUCGCCAGCAUUUAAUUAUGAUAGUGAAGGCGCUAUUCUUUUUUCGGACGUGUUAUCAAUUUUAAAGUGGAUUGAACGUUGCUGGCUUUUAUUAACAAACGCCUAUUAGUAAUAAAUAGGUUCCACAUAACUUUGUAUUGAAAAAUUAUGUAAUGGGUCAAUUCGAGUGAAUGUGCACACACCGGUGCCACUACAGUGUUGGCUAGUUUAACCUGACCAGAAAAAUAAAAAACAUGGAUUGAGGGCGCCACAAGUACUUUUUCACAUUAUGUACAUUAGUUCCUUUUUAUUCCGCAAUAAGGCGAUGUAUUUUAUUUUUCCUAGUCGGGCUAACAUUCAAAAGGGAAUGCCCAUGCCCGGCCCUGGCCUACCCUAACCACCCGGCAAUUUACUUGUAUCUAGAAAAAUCUUAAUAAUGGGGAUGAUGACUAGGUUUGAAUAUAUUGAUUUUUAUGAUACACACAUUCGGGUAAAUAAGGUCAAUGUUAACUAAUCUAUACAUAAAAAGCAAAGACUGUCGGGAUAUUUGCAAAAUAAAUAAGAUUGUAAAAUAUCAAAAUCUAUUAAAAAUCUUUUAUCGUAAUUAGAUGAAAAUAUACAAAAUAAACAAAAUUACUAAUAUCUUUGUUAUUUGUGCGUUUAUGUAAGGAAGCUAAAAAAAUAAGUUUUGGCUUUCUUACAUUAAAUGUGACAAUUUUUAAUAUAUGAACUAUAAACAUAAACGCACAAAUAACAAAGAUAUUUAUUAGUUAUUUUGUUUGAACGCCCAAUUAAAUCUAACGAUCAUUAUGUACCUACGACGUCAUUAAUUCGUACCAUUUUGUGGAGCGUUUUUUCAGGGAUCCGUGGCAGUGCCACAAAUCUGACCUUAUGAAUCCCUGUAGCUCCGAAAGUAAUGAUCGCAGAUACCCUGUACUUUUACAAAAUUUGCUUUACUAUUAGAAUACUCUUAAUUUGUAUACAAUUAAAAAAAACUGUCAUCAUCCCUAUUCUACUUUAACGAAGAAAUCAUUAAUUAAUCAACAAAGUUUGCCACAACGUUUAACGACAUCUUUAAUUUGUCAACAACAAACAAGCAGAGAUCGUUUACCAUACAGCCUGAGUAGUACGACAUUUUUUGAAGACUUUUUUUGGUUUGUUUGUUCGUUCUCUUGUUUGUUAAGCUUGUUGGCAACAGAAUAAAAGAAUGAACAGCUUCAAGUGUAUUACCUUUUUGGUACACUAGCGAACAUGUUGAGCAAGAAGAGUGAUAAAAAAAAAUCCUUUUAGUAACUUACUUUUACUAAGCCAAUUAUUUAAUUAGAUCCUUAUUUAUCAUCACCUUAUAAUACUUAUAAACGAUUAAUAUAAUACAACGUCGGCACCCAGGUAUACCCCAUAACUGGGUUCCGACGUUAUAUUGGCCGGUGGGCAUUCCUCUUUUAAAAUUUGUGACCACAGGCUCUUAUCUUCAAGCCGAACUCGCACCAACACUUAAAUUAAUUCCUGCAAUAAAUUAGUAUUUUUAUGCUCUUUGUAAAUUAUGAAACGAACGAAGUGCACUCGGUACAUUUUCUUGUGAAUCAUCCAUCUUAAUGUGUGUGCUUAAUAAUCAUGGUUUAACAUUAUAUAAUUAUUAUUACAAUACCAAGGCCUUCAAUAGGAUCAAAUAAACAAGGUGCUAAUGCUAAUUAAUGAAAAAUAAAUGGUUUGGUUCCAAUAUAAAAUAUACUUCCAAUAUGUAUAGUGAGUACGAAAGGAUAUUUGACAUAUCCAUUGGAUUAAACUUAUACGGACUUAUUCUAUUCAUAUUUGCUUAGACUCCGCGCUACUAAACCUUAACUAAAAAAUAUAUACCUACCAAUGAACUUGAGAACCUUAUCCUUUUUGAAGUCGGUUAAAAAUUGACAGCGCACAAAUGACAUUAUGACCGCCAUUACCAAAUGACAAUGAGCGGGUGAGCGCCAGCAGGACACUAUCGCCGCGUCUACGGGACUUGUUUCGUGGCGCGGAGUCUAGUUUAAUAUUCAUAGAACGUUCAAGGUGUAGAAACAUAAAACGAAACGAAAACCAUACGUACGUAUGUCACAGUCACAUCACGAGACAUCAAAUUUAAUUGUACCUACUUCGUAUAUAAUGACUCGAUCAUUGUACAACUUGCUAUAGGUAGUUUUAUUACUGGUCAGUGGUCACCUCAACACAAUCACACUGUGUUUGAUAAUGCCGAUCCCAGAUGAGAGGCGUUUAACGUGCCGAGUGCAAGUCCACUCACGCGUUGACACUCCUGGGUUCCUGUUUGGAAAAUCUACGAAAUAAUAUGGAGGAUAGUAGGUACAAUUUAAUUUAACUCACCAGCAUAAUUAUUAAAGUAAAUAAUAUAAUGCUGCUGGUAGGGAGUAUUAUAAUUUUAAUCAAUGUUUUUCAGAUUAUCUGUGCAUUUGCACUGUAAAAGUUGGUUAUAUUUAUAAGUACUUAUGUCAAAUAUCCUACAUUAAUCUACAAAAGUAGAUGUAACUUGUAAGAUGUAUGAUUUAUGUGUGUUAAAUUAUAAAUUCAGAAAGAGAAAUAAUAAGUAAAGCCUUUCCAUAAGUCAGGAGCAAUACGGGAUAACUAUUUAUUACAAUAAGCAGAGUUUAAAAAAUGUUAAUCGAGUUACCUAAUAAAAAAAUGGAAUCAAUGCAGAAUUACUGUGUAGUUAUAGGCUAAUUUUAUUUCUGACACUUUGAUUGUUACAACUUGAAAUUCUGACCUUUUGUUUUUUCUCUGUAUACCUUCAUAAACGUUGAAAUAACUUACCUAUUACCUAAGUAUUCAUUAUUUAGAAAUUGUUUUUUAUACAUAGUAAGUUUAUCUUUAUUAGUUUCGUAAGUCUUCCUCGUAACUGCUGUGACUUCGAACAGUACAUUAUAAUAUUACUUAUAUAUUCACACUUCAUUUAUGUGUUGUACGAGUUAAUGCUAAUGUAAGUAUUGCUAAUUUCCCUUAGCUUUUACUUAUAUUCUGGAUUCGUUUUCACACCAGUUUCAUUGAUUCUAUUGGAUUUGUUUUGUCUGCGUUGAUUUAAUAAAGUACUUAAAAUCAGAAA